AUGGAUGGUGAGGAUGAGCAAGCCAGAGUUGAAACAAGACAACAAAGUAAAAAGACAACCACAAGAGAUCCUGAGCACACUUUAACAUCAGAUACACCUCAAGAGGAUAUCAUAGAUAAAAAGUGCUUAACAGAAAAAUACACUCAUCUCUCCUGCGAAAAAGUCUUCUGCCAACCAUGGCAGAAAUGCAUCGAUAGGACCUGUACUUGUAAGCUUCCUUAUCAGUGCCCAAAGAAUGGUACAUCGGUAUGUUCAGCUAAUGGGAGAAGCUACCCAACUUACUGCCAGCAAAAGAGUAUCGAGUGUCUUCAAUCACAGGCAAAGUUUUCAAAUAGAGGAAAAUGCACAGCUGGAGAGCAAUUCACUGUUUCCUUGAAGAACGGAGACAAGGAUUCAGAGGGAAUUGUUGAAGUAAAACUUGUGGGCCAAGAAAAGGCCUUUAUCUGUAAUAACAGCUGGGGCAUCACACAAGCCAAUGUGGCUUGCCGUCACCUUGGAUUUCAACAUGGUGCUCUUGAUGCUCAUAGAAAUUUUGGAGAUAUAAACACCCCUGAAUGUCUGCACGUACGUUGUCAAGGACUGGAGACAAGUCUGGCUGAAUGUACUUUUACUGAGAACAGAGCUGUUGAGUCCCAGGGUGUAGCUGGUGUGGUGUGUUACAUUCCAAACACUUCAGAUCCUCCAGCAGAGGAUUCCUUUCACUGUGUGAAUGGGAAAUACAUUUCUCAGAAGAAGGCCUGUGAUGGAGCCAAUGACUGUGGAGACCAAAGUGAUGAGCUGUGCUGUAAAGCAUGUCGAGGUGAAAGUUUCCCCUGUAAAUCUGGAGUUUGUAUUCCAAAGGAGAAUAAAUGCAACGGGGAGUUAGACUGCAUCACAGGAGAAGAUGAAAUUGGCUGUGAAGGCCUUGAACCUGAGGGACAAGAAGCAGUGGGAACUGUACUAGCUGAUAUGAAUGCAGAAAGAAAACGGAUAAAAACACUUUUACCUCAGUUAUCUUGUGGAGUUAGAAACAACACACAUGCUCGGAGGAAACGAGUCGUGGGAGGCAAACCUGCACGAAAGGGGGACUUCCCAUGGCAGGUGGCCAUAAAGGACGGCGAAAAUCUUAACUGUGGAGGAAUUUAUAUUGGUGGCUGUUGGGUUUUGACUGCUGCACACUGUGUCAGAGAGAGUAAAGCUCAUCGGUACAAAAUAUGGACAACCUUACUAAGCUGGUUAAGACCUAAUGAUGACAUAGUAAUCCAGCACGUGAAGAGAGUUAUUAUCCAUGAAAAUUACAACACAGCCACCUAUGAAAAUGAUAUAGCUUUGAUUGAAAUGAAACCAUUCCCAAACAGAAGAGAAUGCGAGCUGGAAGGUUCUGUCCCCGCCUGUGUGCCCUGGUCUCCAUAUCUGUUCCAACCCAAUGAUAAAUGCAUCGUGUCUGGAUGGGGUAGAGAAAAAGGUACCCAUGACGGCUCCAUUGAUGCCUGUAAAGGGGACUCUGGGGGCCCCUUAGUUUGUAUGGCUAACAACGUGGCCUAUGUUUGGGGUGUUGUGAGUUGGGGUGAAAACUGUGGAGAACCCGAGCAUCCAGGCGUUUACACCAAAGUAGCCAAUUAUUUUGACUGGAUCAGCAGUCACGUGGGGCGGUCUCUUAUUUCACAGCACAAUACAUAA
Elephantulus edwardii (Cape elephant shrew) is the source of this 1659-nucleotide messenger RNA. It is a transcript of the gene CFI, whose product is annotated as complement factor I. Gene Ontology annotation, molecular function: serine-type endopeptidase activity; protein binding. NCBI's taxonomy places the organism in Eukaryota, Metazoa, Chordata, Mammalia, Macroscelidea, Macroscelididae. Gene Ontology annotation, biological process: proteolysis. Gene Ontology annotation, cellular component: membrane. The record is from RefSeq and is a predicted model, not a curated record. Bases 1 to 1659 code for a protein of 552 amino acids. The transcript has 13 exons.